Colletotrichum destructivum is the source of this 700-nucleotide messenger RNA. RefSeq lists its product as uncharacterized. The coding region runs from base 138 to 419 and encodes 93 amino acids. Lineage: Eukaryota; Fungi; Ascomycota; Sordariomycetes; Glomerellales; Glomerellaceae. The transcript is spliced from 3 exons. The record is from RefSeq and is a predicted model, not a curated record.
CUUCAGGAUUCCAACUCUUCUCCUCAUCACUCUCAACAACAUCUUCAUUCAAACAUCUUCAGUUCAUUACCUUCCAGCUCCAACGCUCUUUUUCUCCAACUUCAAUUUCCAACUCCAACUUCCAACUCACCGCAACAAUGCAGUUCACUACCAUCCUCAUUGCUCUCCUUCCGGCACUGGCUGCCGCCCAGAACCCGCUUUCUAAUACUGCAUGCCCUGCCGGUCAGCGCGAUACCUGCCCUCAGAGCAGCGAUGGCGUCAAGCGAUGCGCAGUACUGAACGGGGCAAACCUUUGCGUUAUUGACUGCCAGUCGCAGUCUGUCUGCCGCACCCAGUGCCAGCAGCAGGGCCAUGUUAACGGAUUCUGCACCACCGGCGACAACCCUUGCAUCUGCAGCGACAUCGACCCUGGCUUCUAAGCCAACCAUUGGCGCCAACGGCCCUUACUCAGUUUGGGCUAUCCCUAUAUCUGGGAUAGGCAAAUCAAGGGACCUUAGGCUUUUUUUUUUUUUUGGGGAUAUUUUACCUGUUGUUUCAUUUUGUCUGCUGCUGUACAGAGGAGGUUUUUGGAACUUUGGCUAGCCCUAACUUAUCAAGCUUCUAGAUGCAGGGGUCGACGCCUGAAGCCCCUGCCACUGUUAGUCUUGCAAGGUUUUAACAGCUUCCUUUAGUUGUAGACAAUAAGAACAGUUCACUUUAA